AUGUCACCCCACGCCCCUAGCUUUGUGGACAGAAUGUCACCCCACGCCCCUAGCCAUGUGACCAGAAUGUCACCCCACGCCCCUAGCCCUGUGACCAGAAUGUCACCCCACGCCCCUAGCCCUGUGGAUAGAAUGUCACCCCACGCCCCUAGCCCUGUGGAUAGAAUGUCACCCCACGCCCCUAGCCCUGUGGAUAGAAUGUCACCCCACGCCCCUAGCCCUGUGACCAGAAUGUCACCCCACGCCCCUAGCCCUGUGGAUAGAAUGUCACCCCACGCCCCUAGCCCUGUGGAUAGAAUGUCACCCCACGCCCCUAGCCCUGUGGAUAGAAUGUCACCCCACGCCCCUAGCCCUGUGGAUAGAAUGUCACCCCACGCCCCUAGCCCUGUGGAUAGAAUGUCACCCCACGCCCCUAGCCCUGUGGAUAGAAUGUCACCCCACGCCCCUAGCCCUGUGGAUAGAAUGUCACCCCACGCCCCUAGCCCUGUGACCAGAAUGUCACCCCACGCCCCUAGCCCUGUGACCAGAAUGUCACCCCACGCCCCUAGCCCUGUGACCAGAAUGUCACCCCACGCCCCUAGCCCUGUGACCAGAAUGUCACCCCACGCCCCUAGCCCUGUGGACAAGAAUGUCCCACCAUGCUCCUGGCCCCUGUUGAACCUGUAUGAUGACUUGCUGAACCUUUAUGAUGACUUAUUCGACUUCUAUAUGAUGACUUGCCGAGCUCAAAGCUGUAACCAUUCGUUCCGGAUAAUUAGAAUUCUCGAAGAAAUGUUUUCGGUCUAA
This is a messenger RNA of Procambarus clarkii (red swamp crayfish), 786 nucleotides long. NCBI's taxonomy places the organism in Eukaryota, Metazoa, Arthropoda, Malacostraca, Decapoda, Cambaridae. The record is from RefSeq and is a predicted model, not a curated record.